UUUUGUAGAUGAUACGGAGUAGGAGAGGUCGAAUGCAGAGAUGGCCGAGCUCAAUAGACAGAAUAGGAGGAAGGAUAAUCCGAACAAGUAUUCAUUAAGUGUGGGGGAGGGAGAGGAGGUGGAGAGGUUAGAGAUGAGGGGUAUGGAGGUAAUGGACAUUAUGCACCUCACUAGCCCAGAGGUGCUGGAAGCAGCCGAGAUCUAUAGGCCGAGCUCAUUGAGCGGAGGUUGGUUUUGGGGGUUAAAACACGGGAAGUGGAAGGAGUCCCAUAUCCCCAGGCAGAAGUCAAGCUUCUUCGAGAGCACGAGCAAGACUACUGCCAAGCGUUUUAUCAAAUCCACUUUUCCUAAGAUAGACCUCAAAAGGGCCACAGAUGAGAUGGAGCAAAAUGGCACUUCUGGCAUUCCGCGCCACAUUCUCGAGACGGCAAACCUCGUGAAUGGCUUAGUAAUGGAAUAUUACAACUGUCUCAAAGAGAGGAAUAGCUUGGCUAACAGAAAUGACAAGCUCAUCUGGCAAAAGGAGUCAGCCGAGCAAAACUUCAAUGACUUAACCUUGGAGCUCGAGAAGGUUAAGGAGGAGUUAACUUCUGCCAUAGGCAUUGGUAUAGACCCUAUACUGACGAUGUUUAUAUCGACUGAAAGUUUUUCCGUCGGAAUAGUCCCUGGGGGUCUAUACCAACAGAAAAUGGGUCUAUACAGAUGGAAAACUUUCGUCAGUAUAGGUACAUCUCCUUGUAGUGUGAGCAACUAUUUCGGGCGAAUCUUGACUUCUUGGAUGAAGUCCAUGAAGAAGCUCGACUUCAAAUACUAUUUUACAUUGUCCACUACCUCAACAUCUCUCGGCACCUUGACCUCAUCCUCGUCAAUGGCAAUGGACUCAUACUUAAGCUUUGAAGGGAAGAUAGUCCACCCAGCUUUGUCUUGUUCCCAUUUCAAAGUUACCUCAAGGCGGAACUCGGUAGUCUUACUUUCCCAUCCUCCUCCACCCCUUCCUCCUAAGUUAGUCACCACCUUAGGCUUCUUCUCCUCUUCCAAGAGGUCUUGUAACCUAUCGCCUCAUAAACAAUUCCCUCUCUCACAUCAAAACACUUCAGCCUUUCAUCAUCAACCUCCAAAAUAUUUGAGGGGAUGUCUACCUCCUCCUCUUCCUUCUUCUUCAGGUUCCGAUUUGGGGGUUCCAGGUUCUGAACUGGCUCCUCGACAGCUGGAGAAAUCUUCUCAGAAGGAGACAGCGAAUGUUGCUCAGCUUAUGGCUAAAGGAAUUUUUGAAGACCUGGCACAGAAGUCACUUAAUGGUAUCCUAAAGGAUUAUAAACUUGCAAAAAAUCUUCUUAAUGCUGGCAUUUGCCUUCUUGGCGAAGGAAAUAUUAUUGCAAUGACUGCUGCAUUGAAGAAAUAUCAGCGUGCUUUCAUUUAUUUUGGGAAAGCAGAUGUUGCAACCUUCACAUCUGCAGUAAAGGAAUAUUCUAAGCUGACUGAUCUGGAGGAAUGGAGAAUAAAUUUGUUCAAAAGGGUGGAGGACAAGCUUAGGGCCAGAGAGAUGGAGCUGAAGGCCAGAGAGAUGGAGCUGAAGGCCAGAGAGAUGGAGCUGGAGCUGAAGUCCAGAGAGAUGGAGUCUUAUUACAUUACAGGAGCCUGAUAUUUUUGUCAACCCUGUCUGCCAUGCAGUCUUCGUCCAAAAUUACCCUGCCGAUAAUUGUAGUGAAUAUUGGACCGUUCAUAUCUUCCCAUUUUGCCAUUGAAAUAAAAGAUAUGGAACUCC
This is a messenger RNA of Rubroshorea leprosula, 1765 nucleotides long. Lineage: Eukaryota; Viridiplantae; Streptophyta; Magnoliopsida; Malvales; Dipterocarpaceae. The record is from the annotation of a GenBank genome assembly.